Acaulospora morrowiae is the source of this 4407-nucleotide messenger RNA. Lineage: Eukaryota; Fungi; Glomeromycota; Glomeromycetes; Diversisporales; Acaulosporaceae. The record is from the annotation of a GenBank genome assembly.
AUGCAAUUAGCUCCUUCUCCAGUACAAAUUCAUUCAUCCUUGACUCCUGCGCCGGUACUACUCAGCACAAAACCACAAGUUAAGGUCAAAAAGACAUCAAUUCUACCCCGUGCUUCCGCCCUUGCUCAACCGAGUAACCAGCAGACCGAAAACACACAACAGUCAACAAAGACUUCUUUACUGUCUCAACAGAAAAGAAAGCCAAAGGCACCGAACAAGGGAACCGACCGACUCCUUUCUCCCCGCAAAGCAUCUUCAGGUGACCCGUCGAAUUCGAACCGCAUGUCUCCAAGUGAAGUAUCGGUAAACGUUUUGGAUUCCGCGCAAAGAUUUCAUACGCCUUCACGUCGUUUGUCCAACGUUUCCAGCGCCUCUUCAUCAUCGAGUAACCUGUCGAGCACUCGAAGCCGAACUCACUCAGGAAUUAAUUCUUCGGCUAGUUCAUCGAUAACAAAUGUUCCCGACGUUCCCGAUCUUCCGUCUUGGUUACAACAAUCGAAGAAUUCCACCUCGUCAGGAGUACCUUCAUCACCUAAUCGAAAAUCUAAUAGUAGUAGUAGUAAAAAACCCAAGGAUGGAAAAUCAGAAACCACAAAACUGUUGGAACUGUUGGACUCCGCUCAGCUUGAUCAAUCGUCGACCACCUCUUCUUCGUCCACCGCACCUCGCAGGAAGUCCAGCCACAAGAAGAGUAAAGGGGAACCUUCUUCCUCAUCAAGUACGAAAGAUUCAUCAACUGAAACUACUACUUCGUCGAAACAGUCAAAGAAGAGCAAAUAUAAAGCUGCUACGGAAGAAGCAUUGAAGCAAUUUAAUGAUCUACAGCUUGUGGAAAGUAAGAUUGCGAGUCAAACCAGCGAGGUGAUGGCUAGGAUGAAGAAUCUGUUUCAAAAUAAGCAACCCAAUAUUACUAAAAAUGAUGAAAGUGAUGAUGAUCAUUUUGGAUAUUCGUUGGACGAGGAACCACAAAGCAAAUAUACUCUCUUGGGAACUGAAAAAUCAAAGAUAGCGUCGUCAGUUUCAAAACGUCCAACCGGUACUCAACCGGUACCCAUCAAACAACCGUUGGUUCGUCGUACCAGUGUUCAGGAUAUUGUGAAACCGAUGACCACUAACAACCCUUCAAUCGCUCACCUCUCGACUUCCUAUGAUCCGAGAAGAAGGGCCAACACCUUGAUGGAUGGUUCGGUGCUUGGUAACCUUACAAAACCAGGUAAUUGGGGUCAUAAUCGAUUCGCUAGUGAUAGUGCCGGUGUUGGGGUUGCUUUGACGACGGGUGCGCGGGUGGAUGUGGCGAAUAAUAAGAAGUCUCUGAAAAGUUCACGUUCGGAAGAGAGACUUCGUCAAGAUAAACCAAAGAGUAAGGAAAAACGAAAAAAUUUGAAAACUUCGUUGGAAACAAAAAAUCUUGCAAUGGAACAGUUGGAACAAUUGGUUUCAUACAACGAAUUCACUUCGAAACGAACCAAUAACACCAGUUCCAAGCAAUUCGGUGGUAGUCUAAUAAAUUUGAACUGUGAUGAUGAUGAUCUUCGAGCGUAUAAUCGAACACCAUCACCUUUACUUCCCGAUGUUGGAAAACCAAAAACCAUGCCAAUAGCUCCACCACCCUCAACUUUGUCUUCAAGAUUGCCGCCACCAAUUUCUCUUCGUAACAUGAGUCAUAGUAGUGUUGAACAUUUUUCACCGCUGUCUAAAAAUAUUCAGGGUAUGUUCUCUAAAACAGAACUAGAUAUUCUAGAUACGAGCGGCUCGAUUUCUUCCGUCACCAACGCCAAUCACAAACGACGAAAGUCUAACGUGAACGCUGCCUCCACCUCAUCACCAAAUUCUCCAACUCAGUUAUCGCCGAAGGCCUCCAGUAGAACCACCACACCCACCAUUGCACUGCACCGGCUAUCUCACCCGCCACCCUCGAAAGACGCACAACCUCCACCACCCGUGCCCUCCGUGCCUCCAAGCAUGCUUCCGCAACCUCGGAUGAUGAGGGCCAACGAUGAGAUUCCGCCUGUGCCUGCGUUGCCUGUUUCGAUAAUGAAAGACUUGGGUGCGACAAACAGUGAAAAGAAGAACGUGUUAAUCACCUCCACAAAAAAUGAUGAAUUUUCGUCACGUGAAAGAAAAGACAACAAAAGUACUGAUGGCCAUAAGAAGAAAACAAGGCCGAGGGGAACGAUGACGAGCCAACAGCAGACUGAUAAGAUCAUCAGGCGACAGACACUUCCUGCAAAUAUGGCUGCCCCGGCCCAACUCGCUGCUCUCACGUUACCUCCCUUCAAUGUUCCGGCAUUACCGCCGAACGUGAAAAUACCAACGCACUCCAACCCAAAUAUCAAAUCGAAGACCCCCACAUCUAACCUGAGAAUACCGCCCACUACGCCCACUUCUGUGUCUUCUUCCUUCUCAAAGAUUCCCACGCCAACGCUGAUUCAGCCUAGAACUCCGAAAUUCGGAAACAGGUUGUCAUCUCCCAGCGGAAAAGGACUGAUGUCGUCGAAUUCAAAGGUUGCGCCGGUAUCACCCAGCAAACAAUCAUCCGACUCAAAAUCCUCAAAGGGAACCUUACACAGCAACAGCAGUGGUACGUCACUGCCUUUAUCGGGCAGGAAGAGCGCCACGACACCUAGCAAAAGCAAUGAGAAAGCAAACGGUCAAGUCACGAGGUCACUUUCAAAACGUCAAAGAAGACUGUCAAGUACAAUCGCCAGCAUAUUUUCUUCAAGUAGCAAAAGCAGCAAUAAUAGCAGUUCUACCUCAAAGACUCCUACAAACAAUGGCCUUUCAACGAGUUCAAUUAUAGGUACCCGAAAACCCAGAACUACUUCUCAACCUGCCCUAAUUAGCUCACCAGUGUCGUUGAAACCUCCUUCUGGCUCUUCACAUCAAAUGGAAGUAGACUCUUCCUCUUCUUCCGCUAGUACUCCCAGCGGCUAUAACAAGGUUUCAAACUAUCCAGAAGAGGAUCACGUUACCAGCAGUGAAGAAGAGAUAAGCAUGAGUCCUAGUGUAGCGCUGAAAGCUUAUGCGCCAUACCUAUCUUUGUACGAGCGCACCGAAAUAAUGUCCUAUCCUGAGAUCUAUUAUGUUGGACAUAACGCUUCAAAAGCUGCUGCAAGUCCUGAACUAACCGGUUGUAACUUUGGGUUUGACGACGCACGGGGCGAUUACUUGGUUGUCACCGGUGAUCAUCUGUGCUACCGUUACGAGAUCGUUGACAGUCUCGGCAAGGGUUCCUUUGGGCAAGUGCUCAAAUGUUUAGAUCAUAAGACAGGGGAAUAUGUUGCCGUGAAGAUUAUCCGUAACAAGAAGAGGUUCCAUUGUCAGGCACUAGUCGAAGUUAAGAUAUUAGAAAACUUGAACAAUUGGGACCCCGAGGAUUCUCAUAAUAUUAUACGCAUGGAAGAUCAUUUCUACUUCCGAAACCACCUCUGUAUUGUUUUUGAACUCCUUAGCAUGAAUCUCUACGAGUUCAUCAAAAGCAACGGCUUCCAAGGAUUCAGUCUUGGAUUAAUAAAAAGAUUCUGCGUUCAACUACUUAAUUCCCUGUCGAUGCUUCAGAGGCACAACAUAGUACAUUGCGAUCUGAAGCCAGAGAACGUACUACUCAAACAUCCUACCAAGAGUAGCAUAAAGGUUAUUGAUUUCGGUAGCAGUUGCUUCGAGAACGAAAAAGUUUACACAUACAUUCAAAGUCGAUUUUACCGAUCUCCUGAGGUCAUACUGGGGAUGACGUAUAAUAUGGCAAUAGACAUGUGGAGUUUGGGAUGCAUACUCGCCGAACUUUAUACAGGUUAUCCGCUGUUCCCUGGUGAGGGUGAACAAGAACAGUUGGCUUGCAUUAUGGAAGUUCAAGGCGUGCCGGAGCGCUAUCUCAUCGAAAAGAGCACCAGGAAAAAGCUAUUUUUUGAACCAAAUGGAAAUCCCAGAAUAGUUACAAAUUCAAAAGACAAACGUCGACGACCGGCGUCGAAGACGUUGGCAAGUGUCCUGAAGUGUCAGGACGAGGUCUUCUUAGACUUCAUAUCUCGAUGUCUCCAUUGGGAUCCCGAAAAACGUAUGAAGCCUGACGAAGGAUUAAUGCACGAAUGGAUCACCGAAGUCAAGCUUAGCACCAAGAACUACUUCACAAAUUACGAUCUCAUGAGAAGGCAAAGUCCAUCGCUGAUACCACCAUCUACCAGCAGUGCGUCUUCGAGGCAAAACAAUUCCUCGAGCACUCGUGCAAAUCAGAUCGCCUCGCAGUCAAGUUCGUACGGGAUCCAAAAGAAUUACACCACUUCUUCAGCGGCUGGCUCCAUUCAUUUUACUUCUAGUUCACAAGCCUCCACACGCAGCAAUGGUUUAAAGCAGCAAUAUGGAACCUCGCUUCCAAUAUCGUCUGGUAGGAAUGAUGGAAGUAACAUAACG